Boleophthalmus pectinirostris (great blue-spotted mudskipper) is the source of this 981-nucleotide messenger RNA. Its product is annotated as nicotinamide/nicotinic acid mononucleotide adenylyltransferase 1-like. The transcript has a single exon. The coding region runs from base 7 to 825 and encodes 272 amino acids. Gene Ontology annotation, molecular function: nicotinate-nucleotide adenylyltransferase activity; nicotinamide-nucleotide adenylyltransferase activity. The record is from RefSeq and is a predicted model, not a curated record. Lineage: Eukaryota; Metazoa; Chordata; Actinopteri; Gobiiformes; Gobiidae. Gene Ontology annotation, biological process: NAD+ biosynthetic process.
UGAGGUAUGGAUGGGACAGCUGGGACCAGAGUGGUGCUGCUGGCCUGUGGCUCCUUCAAUCCAAUCACCAACAUGCACCUGAGGAUGUUUGAACUAGCCCGAGACCAUUUGGAAGACUCUGGUUACCAAGUGGUGAAAGGCAUUAUCUCUCCAGUUGGUGAUGGCUACAAAAAGAAAGGUUUAAUUGAGGCCAGACAUCGUCUGGAGAUGGCCCGACUGGCUUCAGAAAACUCCUGGAUUACAGCGGACUCCUGGGAGUGUUUACAGGCAGAAUGGUUAGAGACAACUAAAGUUGUUAGACAUCACUACAAUGAAUUACUUGCUCAAGAGCAGAACAAUGACGAUGUGGACACUGUCAAAUAUGGAAAAAAGAGACGCAUCGAGGACAACCAUUAUGUGGCUUCAUCAGCUCCUCAAAACAGAGAUAGCACUCGUCUGAUGCUGUUGUGUGGUGCUGACGUCCUCGAAUCUUUUGGUGUUCCCAAUUUGUGGAAGCAGGAGGACAUUGAGGAAAUUGUUGGCCGCUUUGGUUUAGUUUGCAUUACGCGUAGUGGUAAUGAACCUCUUAAAUUCAUCCAUCAGUCGGACACACUGUGGAAGCACCGUAAAAACAUCCAUAUUGUUCAGGAGUGGGUAACAAAUGAGAUCUCGGCCACUCAUGUCCGCCGAGCCAUUCGCCGCGGUUGCAGUGUCAGAUACCUGCUGCCCGACAGCGUGCUCAACUACAUCCGUGAACACAAGCUCUACACUGAAGAGAGCGAGCAGAAAAACAUCGGGGUGGUUCUUGCACCUCUCCAGAGAUACACUGGUGCCUCCUCAAGCUAAACACUACCUUAAAAGAACAGCAACAAACAGUUUAGGUGCUAUACAACAUUUGUCUACUCUUCCAAUUAUAAUGCAUUCAUACAAGACUUGUAAGAGGCGAACGCAAACAACACUGUUAUAUUUAUUGUGAUUUAUGCCAUAAAAGUAGGUAAAUUA